This is a messenger RNA of Drosophila arizonae, 3389 nucleotides long. It is a transcript of the gene htl, whose product is annotated as heartless. Gene Ontology annotation, biological process: protein phosphorylation; positive regulation of kinase activity; positive regulation of cell population proliferation. Gene Ontology annotation, molecular function: ATP binding; fibroblast growth factor receptor activity. The record is from RefSeq and is a predicted model, not a curated record. Lineage: Eukaryota; Metazoa; Arthropoda; Insecta; Diptera; Drosophilidae. Gene Ontology annotation, cellular component: plasma membrane; signaling receptor complex.
GCAGCGACCACGACGUACUACAAAAAAAUCUUCUCUGCUGCAUUUAGAACAGUUUUCGACGGGAGCUGUGGAAAUUCACAACGAAUCGCGCGCGCUAAAGAUCGGAGAAUCACGCAAAAAAAAAAUAUAUAUAUAUAUAUACAUACAUAUAUCGCACCCUCUCAACGUCAUAUAGACAAGUGCCACUGUUCUAUGUUACGCUGUAUCUGUGUCUAUAUCUGUGUAUAUGUAGCUGAAUGUGUAUUUGUGUGCUGUGCAAAAAAUAGAACAUUAUCUAAAUGAACUACAUGCAGCUGUAGCCGUAGCCGUAGCCAUAGCCGUAGCUGUAGCUGCUGCUGCUGUACCGUGUACUUGUAGGUAUUGCAGCUAUUUCCUUCUGACAUUGCUAUGUGAUCUAUAAGUCGCGCCACGCCCACCAACUUUAUCAGAGUGAGAUGUCGCCGGCAUGGCUGCCAUAAAUCCAUCAACGCACUGAAUAAAUCACACAGCGCCCGAGCGAGCGACAGUAAUUAAGAGACCCAUGAGUACAUACACAUGUCUAUUUUGGGGAAGUGUAUUUCCGUUACAUUGCAAGGUGAUCAUCGACAAUCAGCAUCCGAUUCCGAUUCCGAUUCCGACUCGGAUUCCUGUUCCCGAUUCUGAUCGCAGAGCACUUCAAAGUCGCCGCGUCUGAGCGCACACAUGUUGCUGGCGAUCAAGUUGAGCCAGCGGCAACUGUUGUUAUUUCCAUCAUAAAUUAGAAAAAAAUCUAGACGAGAGAUCACUGAUCUGUGCGAGGGUGGCAAGAGAGACAGAUAAACACAGAGAGUGAGAGAGAGUGAGAGUGAGCCAUCUCUCAGCUAAAGUGGAUUUCCGGUGAAUACAGCAGCAACAAGAAGCAUCAACAACACUCGCUACACAGAGUUGUUGCAUUGAAGUCAACUCAACCCCAUUUGGAGUCAAGGAGCGAGUGGGGGAGUCGCAGUUACCAAAACCAUUAAUAUAUACCUUCUUCUCUGCAUUGAUGUCUGUCAGUUGCUGGCGACGCGUUGCCAGCAUUAGAAGCAGCCAAAGCAUGUCCAUCAGCCUGAUCUGCCUCCUGCUGCUGUGCAGCUCGCUUGCGACGGCGCGGCGAGCGCCUGCAGCCAGCUCGCAGGAGCUGAGCAGGGACUAUGAUGUGCCGCAGGGCAAUGUGAACAACGACACGGCGCGCACACAGAGCAAUGUCAAUGCAGAGGAGGACGAGGAUGCGGAUGAGGACGAGAAGGUGGGCACGAGUGGCUCGAGCACCGGCUCAGCUGCCAGCCCGGAUGGCAAACAGCAGUUCGCGCCGCGCUUCAAGAACCCCAAGAAGAUGAGCACCCUUUACCCGCUGCCCUCGGGCUCAACGCUCUCGCUGAGCUGCCAGGCCGUGGGCAAUCCGGAGCCGAACAUCACGUGGUACAGGAACGACAGCAACGACCUGACGCGCACCUACGGCAACUACCGCAAGACCAAGUGGCACAUCAUUAUGGAGGACUUGGUGCCCGAGGACUCGGGUCGGUACACGUGCGUGGUGUGCAAUCCCCUGGGCUGUCUCACCCACGUGAUGAACGUGAUGGUCAGGGACCGGGUGAACCACAAGCCCAUCCUGCUCAAGGGGCCCGCAAAUCUCACGCUCCUGAUCAACAAGAGCGGCCACAUGGAGUGCGAGUAUCUAUCGGACCUGACUAGCCGCAAGGCCUGGCUUUUCCAGCCCUGCAAGAGCGUGAACGACUGCUCCAAGAACCGCACGGUCCUGGCCGAGGACGUGGACAAGCUGAACUUCGUGAACGUGACGCAGGAGGMGGAGGGCUGGUACACCUGCGUCGAGAGCAACAGCCUGGGCCAGUCCACGAGCCAAGCCUACUUGCGGGUAGUGCGCAGUCUGCAGCUGCUAGAGGCGAACCUGGGCAGCGCGCUGACCGACAACCACAUGCUGGCCGUGUUCAUCUCGGUGACCCUGAUGCUGAUCAUAAUUUGCAUCAUCUUUGUGGCCUAUGCGGUGCGGAAGAUGAAGCACGAGAAGCUGCUCAAGCAGCGCAUCGAGACGGUGCAUCAGUGGACCAAGAAGGUGAUCAUCUACAAGCCGGCUAGCGGAGGCGACUCGAGCGGCUCCAUGGACACCAUGAUAAUGCCAGUGGUGCGCAUAGAGAAGCAGCGCACCACCGUGCUCCAAAGCGGCAACGAGCCGGCGCCCUUCAACGAGUACGAGUUCCCGCUGGACUCCAAUUGGGAGCUACCGCGCAGCCAGCUGGUGCUGGGCGCGACGCUGGGAGAGGGCGCCUUCGGCCGCGUGGUAAUGGCCGAGGUGAACAACGCCAUUGUGGCCGUAAAGAUGGUGAAGGAGGGCCACACGGACGACGACAUCGCCAGCCUGGUGCGCGAAAUGGAGGUCAUGAAGAUCAUCGGCCGGCACAUCAAUAUAAUCAAUCUGCUCGGCUGCUGCAGCCAGAACGGCCCGCUCUACGUGAUCGUCGAGUACGCCCCGCAUGGCAACCUGAAGGACUUCCUGUACAAGAACCGGCCCCUGAGCAAAGAGCAGCUGGAGAGCGGACAGCCUGCACCGCCUCCGCCGCAACAUGUGAUCACCGAGAAGGAUCUGGUCAAGUUUGCCCAUCAGAUAGCUCGGGGCAUGGACUACCUGGCCUCGCGUCGCUGCAUUCAUCGCGAUCUGGCGGCGCGCAACGUGCUGGUCAGUGAUGACUACGUGCUCAAGAUUGCGGACUUCGGACUGGCGCGAGACAUACAGAGCACGGACUACUACCGGAAGAACACAAACGGGCGCUUGCCCAUCAAGUGGAUGGCUCCCGAGUCGCUGCAGGAGAAGUUCUACGACUCGCAGAGCGACGUCUGGUCGUACGGCAUUCUGCUGUGGGAGAUCAUGACAUUCGGAGCCCAGCCGUACCCGGCCAUCAUGUCCGCCGAGGAGCUCUACAGCUACCUAAUGUCGGGGCAGCGCAUGGAGAAGCCGGCGAAAUGCUCGAUGAACAUUUAUAUCCUGAUGCGGCAGUGCUGGCACUUCGAUGCCAGUGCCCGGCCGCCCUUCACGGAGAUCGUCGAGUACAUGGACAAGCUGCUGCAAGCCAAGGAGGACUACCUCGACCUGGAUGUGGCCAAUUUGGAGACACCGCCCUCGACCAGUGAUGAGGAGGAGGAGGAMGCUUCCGACAUGGAGCAAUCGCGGUACCACUACUAGCCGCGAGCUAACGACUUCCGAUCGAUCCAUCGACCGAGUGAUCUACAUAACUGUAUAUACUGAGCUCUCCUGGGGCUACCUAUGAUAAGUCUGUAGAAUUUUACUGCACCAAAGGCGUAAACCAAAAAAUAUUAUAUCUGUAUAAGUCUACAAAAAUUUCUAUAUAUACCUAUUUUUUUUAUAAGGAUUAAGU